This is a messenger RNA of Andrographis paniculata, 713 nucleotides long. RefSeq lists its product as uncharacterized. The transcript is spliced from 2 exons. The record is from RefSeq and is a predicted model, not a curated record. The coding region runs from base 286 to 579 and encodes 97 amino acids. NCBI's taxonomy places the organism in Eukaryota, Viridiplantae, Streptophyta, Magnoliopsida, Lamiales, Acanthaceae. Gene Ontology annotation, cellular component: mitochondrion. Gene Ontology annotation, biological process: mitochondrial respiratory chain complex II assembly.
AAAUUCUCCCCACUGGACCUCCUUUCUUCUUAACCACCAUUUUUCCUAAACGUGUCUUCGUUCUUCGUCGAGUUAUUAAGAUUGGUUAUUCAAAAUAAUUCGGUCUUGGGCAUACCCACUACUUGUCCGAAACCCUCCAGCGUUGCAUCCGUAGAAACUCGAUCGAUCUUCAGAUUUCUUUUGAAUUUGAGCUUCAACAAUGAAGAGAUAGGCUCACUAUUUCUCAAGAAUCGCGAAAAUCUACAGAAGUUACGGCAUUCAGUCCACUCCUUCCACAAAGAUGCCAUGGGGGCUUCCGGAAAACGAAGACUUUCAGGGAUGCAGAAACAAGUCCUUGCUCUGUAUAGAGGAUUCUUACGGGCAGCACGGUCCAAACCCCCCGAAGAACGUAGUAAGAUUGAAUCGUUUGUCUCAUCUGAGUUUCGCCUGAAUUCAUCUCAGGUAGACCGCAAGAACUUUCUUUACAUUGAGUAUUUACUCCGGCGAGGUAAGAAACAAUUAGAUCAGCUAAAGAGUCCGGAUACUGUAGCAUUGUCAUCGUUAACAGUAGAGGUGGCUCCUCAGACAAAAAAAUCUUAGGAUGUUUUCAUUGUAAUUCUUUUUUUUUUUUUUUUUUUUUUUAAAUCUGUUGUGAUAUUUUUAAGGUGAAAUAGUUAUUGGACAUAACCUUACAAUAAAGUUGCAAUUUGGAUUAUAUAUGGGAGGAGAAGAAU